Fusarium keratoplasticum is the source of this 309-nucleotide messenger RNA. RefSeq lists its product as uncharacterized. The record is from RefSeq and is a predicted model, not a curated record. Bases 85 to 309 code for a protein of 74 amino acids. The transcript is spliced from 2 exons. Lineage: Eukaryota; Fungi; Ascomycota; Sordariomycetes; Hypocreales; Nectriaceae.
ACUCAGCCCCCCUUGCGUUCCACUAUCCUAAACGCUACAAUCACUUGGUGCUGCUCUAUCAGUCACAACUGUCACUGUGCUGCUAUGACGCCGAUCAACUCCGAGUUCCACACCCACCACGCCACACCUCACCAGCUUUUCCGUGAGCUCAGAAGUAUUCUCGGUGACGAUGCUCGAUUCAAGGUCGAGAUGCGUCAUAAUAUCUACAACAUCGAAACCGACCAGGACCUAGAUCUGGACGCGCUGUACAAUCGGUGUAAGCGGCGGCGACGAAGGGUACCUCGUAUAUCUACCUCGACUGGCUUGUAA